Molecule: messenger RNA, 1332 nt
Organism: Erinaceus europaeus (western European hedgehog)
Lineage: Eukaryota; Metazoa; Chordata; Mammalia; Eulipotyphla; Erinaceidae
Gene: FBXO2
Product: F-box protein 2
Exons: 6
Coding region: 157-1044 (295 amino acids)
Biological process (GO): SCF-dependent proteasomal ubiquitin-dependent protein catabolic process; glycoprotein catabolic process
Cellular component (GO): SCF ubiquitin ligase complex; cytoplasm
Molecular function (GO): ubiquitin protein ligase activity; protein binding
Source: RefSeq, a predicted model, not a curated record
GCGGGUGCGGGGGAAUGCGGGGGCUGCGGAGGGGGUGGCCCUUUUAAGAGGCUCGGCCGGCCGGGACCGACCAGACGGAGCAGCGCGGGGACUCGCCUCGGCCGCACUCAGCAGCCUGCAGCGCUCGGCUCCUGCCCUCGCAUCUGCCUUUGCAGGAUGGACGAAGACGGUGACGCAGAGAGGGCAGGCCAACCAGAGGAGGAGAGCCCGGAGGACCAACAGGAGGAGGUGGUGGAAGAGCAGGAGGAACAGGAGCAGGAGGAGGAGGACCAGGCGGCCUACCUAGACGAGCUGCCUGAGCCCCUGCUGCUGCGCGUCCUGGCAGAGCUGCCCGCCGCCCAGCUGGUGCAGGCCUGCCGCCUGGUGUGUCUGCGCUGGAAGGAGCUGGUAGAUGGCGCCCCCCUGUGGCUGCUCAAGUGCCAGCAGGAGGGGCUGGUGCCCGAAGGCUGCGCUGAGGACGGGCGCGACCACUGGCAGCAGUUCUACUUCCUGAGCAAGAGGCAGAGGAAUCUACUGCGAAACCCCUGUGGGGAAGAGGACUUGGAAGGCUGGAGUGAUGUGGAACACGGUGGGGACGGCUGGAGGGUGGAAGAGCUUCCUGGAGACUGCGGGGUGGAGUUCAUUCAGGACUGUGGAGUCAAGAAGUUCUUUGCCUCAUCCUUUGAGUCUUCUAGGUGGUGCCGUAAGGCUCAGCUGGUGGAUCUCCUUGCUGAAGGCUACUGGGAGGAGCUGCUGGACACCACCCAGCCGGCCAUCGUGGUGAAGGACUGGUAUUCAAGCCGCAGCGAUGCCGGCUGCCUGUACGAGCUCUCGGUGAAGCUGCUGUCGGAGCACGAGGAUGUGCUGGCAGAGUUCAGUAGCGGCCAGGUGGCGGUGGCCCCGGACAGCGACGGUGCCGGCUGGACCGAGAUCUCCCACACCUUCACCGACUAUGGGCCCGGCGUCCGCUUCGUCCGCUUCGAGCACGCGGGGCAGGACUCGGUCUACUGGAAGGGCUGGUUUGGGGCCCGGGUGACCAACAGCAGUGUGUGGGUGGAGCCCUAGGCCACGCGCAGCCCCCCAGCCGCCCUGCUGGCAUCCAGGGCAACCUAUGUAGUGGUAACACCGCCCCUGCCCCCUGCCCCGCCCCGCCCUGCUCUGCUCUCUCCAGACCCUGACUCCAGGCUCAGCCCUGCGGCUCAAGGAGGGUUUGGCAGUGUAUCUUAGCAUGGAGAAAAUGAGGUGAGGUCCUUGGCUGGGCCCACCACUGAACAGCACCUCUUCCCCACCCUGUCACCUAGCACAGUGCCCACCGCAAAGUGGGCACCCAAUAAACAUUAUUUGUCCAAGGAA